UUGGCUCUCUACUAUAUAUAUGCCUUUUUUUGAAGACAUCACAUGUUAAUGUAAUUCAGAGAGAGAGAGAUUUUAAUGGAACACUUGAAAUUGCAGUGAGAAUUAAGUACAUAGUGUCCGUCUCUUAUGCUCUUUGUCCCUCAUUGGAUCUUGCCUUUCUUCUCUUUUCCUUAAAGGGUGAUUCCAUUCCCAAGCUCAUUUUGUGGGGAGAAGUUUAAUUAUUAGUUUUUGUGGGUUUGUGAUGGAUGAUAGAAGUGUGAAGAAAGAAGGUGUUGAAGUUGAUAUUGAAAGUGGGUUAUUAGUAACUGAAGAUGAUUCAAACAAUGUAUCUAAUACAAAACAUGGAAGAUCAUUAUUUGCUAAGAUUUAUUGUGGUCUUGUUGGAGAUUCUAUAAAAGGUGAAGAAGAUAGACAUAGUGUAUACUUUAAAGAGUCAAAUUUGAGUGGAGUUUCCAUGGACAUGGCAAAAGUGACAAUCAAGUCAUUAACGACGAAGCCAGACUCGGCGAUAGGUGUAGAGAAUAGUCCGGUUAAGGAGAAACGUAAAAAGUCCAGUAACAAAAAGGCUGCCAAACCUCCUAGACCUCCACGAGCGCCAUCGCUGGAUGCAGCCGACCAAAAGCUAAUUAGAGAGAUCACUGAACUUGCCAUGUUGAAGCGCGCUAGGGUAGAGCGUAUGAAAGCUUUGAAGAAGAUGAAAGCUGCUAAAUCGUCGUCGUCUCCGAGUAGCAGCAUGUUUGCAAUGGUUUUCACUGUUGUCUUCUGUAUUGUGAUCUUACUUCAAGGCAUGUCAUCCGAAAAGAGUUCACCGACAGUUUUGAAGGGUUCUUCUGUAGGAGGAUCCGAAGUUGGUCUUGGUUUGAUUGCAGUUCAACUUCAUCACCAAUUGUAUAAUCCAUCUUCAAAUGAACAACAACAUGCACCUUCUUCAGAGUCUCACAAUUAUUGUUACUUGAUGGUACCUCUGCAGUAUUGUACAUGGUCCAUAUUUGCCUAAAAAACUGGAAUGAGAUGAAGGUUAGUGCAAAUUUAGCAUCUGUUUGGUUUGGCGGUGGAACCAUAGAAUAACUAUUCUCGCGUCUCAAUGUGCAUUUACCGUGAUUUUUAGGAAGCUUAAAAAUCGUAGAAUUUGCUCAAUGCAUGGUGAAAACGUAGACAAUAAAGAUGGUUUUAUGGUCUUGUGCAUCUCACACAAACUCUUUUUGUUGUCUUGUAAUGCAUUUUUCUGUACAAUGUAAUUUAAUGUGUUGUAUAAUGUAUCCUGUGAAGUUUGUGUGUAAAUUAGAUAUUCACUGCGUGCAACUGCAGAGACUAAUUAUGACUCAAUGAUGGGGUGAAGUUGUAUUACCUUCUCAGCAACUGCAUGUUGCUUACAUUCCUUGAAGUUUUAGACUUGUAGGAAAUUUUGAUUUUGAAGCUUCUUAUCACUAUCUGUGAUAUGUCAUAAUCCCCUAAUUAUUUUGUAUUGAUGUUUCUCUAUCAUUUCCCAAUUGUGAAGGAAAAGGUGAAGCCUUUCUUAUAA
Molecule: messenger RNA, 1522 nt
Organism: Cicer arietinum (chickpea)
Lineage: Eukaryota; Viridiplantae; Streptophyta; Magnoliopsida; Fabales; Fabaceae
Source: RefSeq, a predicted model, not a curated record